UGUCUGAUGGCCUCCGAGUGCAGCAGGUCAGAGAGCUGUUCCUCUGUGCCUGACUCCGAGUUGCAGCUGAACACCGACACCAGCAUGUGGGAGGAAAACUUUGACACUGAGAAUCAUGGAGUGGGCAGAAAAAGAGAUUAUUCCCCAGUGUCAUGGAGCGAAUACUUUGAGAUGAUGGACGACGUAGUGGUGGGCUCGGCAGAAAGCAAGGACGUGUUCCGUGUGUAUAAGAGUGGACAGGACGGUCCACUGCUGGUGCUGCUGCAUGGAGGAGGACAUUCAGCCCUGUCCUGGGCUGUCUUUACUGCGGCCAUGACAAGUAGGGUCACCUGUCGGGUUCUGGCCAUGGAUCUACGAGGACAUGGUGCUACUCAAGUCCGGCAUGCUGAUGACCUCUCCACCCAGACCAUGUCCAGAGAUGUAGCCAAUGUGGUGCGAGCCACAUAUGGGGAAGUCCCCCCCCCUAUCAUUCUGGUUGGUCACAGUAUGGGUGGAGCCAUAGCUGUGCAUGCAGCCAGUGGAAGUCUGCUGCCCUCGGUGGUCGGCCUGGUUGUUAUCGACGUUGUAGAGGGGAGCGCCAUGGACGUGCUUCACAGCAUGCAGAACUUCCUGAAAGGACGACCCCGGUCCUUCAAAUCCAUUGAUCACGCCAUCGAGUGGAGUGUUAAAAGCGGGCAGAUCAGAAACCUGGAAUCAGCCAAAGUAUCAAUGGUGGGCCAAGUGAGGAGGUGUGAGGUUGAGGACGGAGACUCGGCUGAGCAGGUGAGCCCAGUGACAGAGAGUGUUGCUGAGGGUCAUGAGGAGUUUUAUGACCUGAACUAUGUCACUGACAAAGCAGAGAGCACGGCAUCAGAGCCCUCCAGCGUAUACAGUUGGAGGAUUGACUUGUCUAAAGCAGAAAAGUACUGGGAUGGCUGGUUCAGAGGAAUCUCCAACCUGUUCUUGGGCUGUAACGUGCCGAAACUGCUGUUGCUCGCAGGUAUCGAUCGAUUGGACAGAGACUUAACCAUCGGCCAAAUGCAAGGUAAAUUCAUGAUGCAGGUGCUGCCCCCUUGUGGUCAUGCCGUGCACGAGGACACACCAGAUAAGGUGGCUGAUGCUCUCGCUAGCUUCAUGACCAGACACAAGUUUGCUGAAGCUCGCAGUGAAACCAAGAGCUCCUCAUAUCCCUUCAUGCGGUGAACUCCAGCAGUGCCUUCCUGCCAGUAGGUGUUUUCUCCACGGUGUCCUAUCGAGGCAGAAAACCUCACCCCCAGUCCUUUUCAUCAACAUUAUGAUCAUGACUUUACAUUGUUUUUCUACAUGCCAGUCUUUACUGCUGCUGCGUCACCCCCGCCAAGAUGUUAUCUUUUUCUUCUUGUGUGUUUGAUGUAUGUAAAGGCAGUGUAGUGAAUCCGUAUCAAUACCUAAAUAACUGUGAUGGUAUUUCAGUGGGAAUGAAAAGCUUUACUGAAAACUCACAAAAUUUAUUCAUAUUCAAUUCACAGUCUAACCCACGUGCAAAAUAUUCACCAGAAAAGAGCAGAAACUGUGUGAUUUGUUCAAGGAUAUUCUCCAAAGAGGGUGCGCGUGUGUGUGUGUGUCAUCAAAUGAAAUUAAACUUCAAAUCAGUUAAAGUGCACAAAACUAGAGAAUAAAGAGGAAAAAAAGGAGAAUCUGUUUGACAAAAUGUUUCUAUUUACAAUAUACAAUAAAAUCAUCG
Messenger RNA from Neoarius graeffei (lesser salmon catfish), 1702 nucleotides. RefSeq names its product protein phosphatase methylesterase 1-like. The record is from RefSeq and is a predicted model, not a curated record. The transcript is spliced from 15 exons. Gene Ontology annotation, biological process: protein demethylation. Lineage: Eukaryota; Metazoa; Chordata; Actinopteri; Siluriformes; Ariidae. Gene Ontology annotation, molecular function: protein methylesterase activity. The annotation marks the transcript as partial.